ACGUGUCGCAGGUGGGUGACGUUGGAGCAGCGUGCGGGGCGCCCCUUCGCGGGGCUGAGCGGCGAGUGGGAGCGCGGGGCCCAACUACGGGAACCCGGAGACCGAGCAACGGCAACCAGAGCAGUGGGCGGGGCUUAAGGUGAAUGAAAGAGUAGUUGUAUGCCAUGGCCAUGGCAUUAAGGUGGCUCCGUCAGCUACCUCCCCUGCUUCAUAAUUCUUCCUCGGGACUAGUAAGACCACCCCUACGAGUACCUUUGAGGCAUACAGCCCUGAUGCUGAAUGGCUGCAGGCAGUGUGUGGUCCACCAGACAAUGCUGACCAGACAUCUAGCUACCAAGAAAGCCAAAGCUAAAGGGAAAGGGCAGACCCAAGCCAGAGUGAAUAUCAAUGCUGCCUUAGUUGAAGAUAUUGUCAGUCUAGGGGAGGUAAAUGGCGAAAUGCAGGCAGUGGUGGAAGCCCUUAGGGAAGAAUUUGGGAAAAAUCUCACUAUAAGAACCUCACCAGGCGCUCUUGAUCAUAUAACUGUGACAACAAAAGAUGGAAAGUUUCCAUUAAACCAGCUUGGACAAAUCUCACUGAAAUCUCCUCAGCUCAUUAUAGUAAAUAUGGCUAGUUUUCCAGAGAAUACAGCUGCAGCUAUCAAGGCUAUAAGGGAGAGUGGAAUGAACCUGAACCCGGAAGUAGAUGGAAUAAUAAUUCGGGUGCCAGUUCCUAAGUUCAGCAGCCCUGAGAAGCCGAGCGAUACCCUCAGCACGAUCCACAAAACAUUCACACAUGUGAGGAGGGUAACAAGGGAACACCGUGAAAGCCUGGCCAGACACGCCAGACAGCUUACGAACAAGGCUAAGGACUCCUUGCGAAAGGUCCGGAGUAACGCCGUGAACCAAGUGAAGAAGGCCAAGAGCACAGUGUCUGAAGACACCAUUAAGCUGGUAGAAAAGCAGAUCCAGCAAAUGGCAGACGACACUGCAGCAGAGAUGGACAAGCUCCUGGCAGGGAAGACCAAGGAGCUCCUUGGCUGAGUGCAGCUUGGACAGACACACAGUCAGCAGUGACUAUGGACUGCAGAGAACCGCGG
Molecule: messenger RNA, 1078 nt
Organism: Mauremys reevesii (Reeves's turtle)
Lineage: Eukaryota; Metazoa; Chordata; Testudines; Geoemydidae
Gene: MRRF
Product: mitochondrial ribosome recycling factor
Exons: 8
Coding region: 165-1022 (285 amino acids)
Biological process (GO): translation
Cellular component (GO): mitochondrion
Molecular function (GO): ribosomal large subunit binding
Source: RefSeq, a predicted model, not a curated record